Rosa chinensis is the source of this 1770-nucleotide messenger RNA. Its product is annotated as WD repeat-containing protein RUP2. Lineage: Eukaryota; Viridiplantae; Streptophyta; Magnoliopsida; Rosales; Rosaceae. The record is from RefSeq and is a predicted model, not a curated record. Gene Ontology annotation, biological process: response to UV-B. The coding region runs from base 85 to 1368 and encodes 427 amino acids. The transcript has a single exon. Gene Ontology annotation, molecular function: protein binding.
GCAGAUAACAAAACAUGGAGUAAAGAACGCAUAGAAAUUUGCAAGUAUUUUAUCCACUUCCUCCAUGAAUAAUAUGAAGGUCCUAUGCUAGGGUACGGGAGCCUUUGGUUGGUACAGAAACACCCCCAAUGCCUCCAAAACUUAACAUCUCCACCACCACCGCCCCUUAACCAUGACUGGACGAUGAACCCACCAUUCCAUUUCCCAGUCCCACAACCAUUCCAAAACCAGAACCAAACCCAAAACCCAGACCAACAACAAGUUCAAGAUAACAAACCCACCGCCGAUGAUCAUCAUCUUCAUAAGUCCAGGUUCGAAUGGGACUUCACUCUCUCCACGGUCGUCUCCUCCCCCACCUCCACCGGCGCCGUCUCCAACACUCUCGGAGUAAUCGAGUUCGACCCAUCGGAAACUGUUCUAGCCACCGGAGGCAUAGCCAGGAAGAUUAGAAUCUACAGCGUCAAGUCUCUCCUGCCGAGUCAUGAACAGCCUAAGGACGACGUCGUUUCGCUAGACCACGCUGCUGCAUGCGACUAUUACAUUUGCACCCCCGCCAAGCUCAGCAGCCUCCGCUGGCGGCCCGGGUCGAGCGGCCGGGUCCUCGGGUCUGGGGACUACGACGGCGUCGUCACGGAGUACGAUCUCGAGUCCCACCUCCCCAUCUUCGAGCGCGACGAGCACGGCGGGCGCCGGGUCUGGAGCCUCGACUACUCGGAUUCGGAUCCGGUUCUCGGGGCGUCCGGAUCCGACGACGGGACCCUUCAAAUGUGGGACCCGCGGUGCGAGGGCGGGGACUGUGUGGCUAGAGUGGCUCCUUCCGAAUCGGGUAACCCGGUCUGUUGCGUGGAGUUCAAUCCCUUCGGUGGGCCGCUCCUGGCCGUCGGAUGCGCUGACCGGAAAGCCUACGUCUACGAUGUGAGGAGAAUGGCGGGCCCGGUUUUGAGUUUUGACGGCCACGAUAAGACCGUGACGUACGUCAGGUUCCUUAACGGCCGUUCGAUGGUGUCAGCGGGAACAGACGGGUGUCUGAAGAUGUGGAGCGUGGAUGACGCGCGGGAAAUUCGGACGUAUUCGGGCCACACCAACAAUCGGAGCUUUGUCGGGUUGUCGGUUUGGAGAAACGGUGGGCUUCUCGGGUGCGGGUCGGAAAAUAAUCAGGUAUUUGUGUAUGAUGUUAGGUGGGGUGAGCCUGUUUGGGUGCAUGGGUUUGGACCAAUGGGAAGCGAGGGUUGUGAUGACCGUGGGUUUGUGAGCAGUGUGUGCUGGCGGCAGAUGGGCGGUGAGGAACAGUGCACCCUCAUGGCGGGUGGAUCCGAUGGGGUUUUGCAGCUUUUUGUGGGUAGAAGAAAGUCAUUAGCUUCGGAUUAGACGAUAAAAAUGGCUUAAUUCUAACCCAUUUUCCCUAAUUACUUCGAUAUUUGCCGAAAAAUACAAGAGAAUUUACAGACACCAUUUUGUUCGGAAUAAUUGAUGAGAUAUCUUUUAACCUAGAAUCUCUCUGCGGGUGUGCUCUAUUUACUGUUCGUUCGUACUCUCUUCUAUUAAUUGUUCUUGAAGCAAUAUUUCAUAAACGUGGACUGAUCAUAUGUUAAUUGCAUAGCAUAACUAAAAUCACAUGUAUUAGUUUGUUAUUGAUUUCUGUAGCCAUCUUCUUGACGUGUGUGUAUGUUAGUAGUAAGUUGGAGACGCUCACAUGGUGGUGUCGAACGUUUGGUAUAUAUAUGUACUUGCAUGAAAUUGAAUCACUACAUGGCUGCAAUUCAAUCCGUA